This is a messenger RNA of Daphnia pulicaria, 1950 nucleotides long. Its product is annotated as synaptotagmin 2-like. The record is from RefSeq and is a predicted model, not a curated record. Bases 72 to 1535 code for a protein of 487 amino acids. Gene Ontology annotation, biological process: regulation of dopamine secretion; cellular response to calcium ion; regulation of calcium ion-dependent exocytosis. Gene Ontology annotation, cellular component: axon; synapse. Lineage: Eukaryota; Metazoa; Arthropoda; Branchiopoda; Diplostraca; Daphniidae. Gene Ontology annotation, molecular function: calcium-dependent phospholipid binding; clathrin binding; phosphatidylserine binding. The transcript is spliced from 6 exons.
ACGCUAUUCAUUUCCUAGUCGCCGACAUUGAGAACGCGACGUAGAGCUGGACUGGAUGUGUCCGCGCUGUUAUGGAAUCGCCAGCGUAUUCGUUUGACGAAUCCAUCAGCAAUCGAACCAGUUCGACAAAGUGCUUCGUGCAUUGGCUCUUGUUCUCGGAUCGCUUGGAGAUUGCCGACUGCUUCGGUUACAGUUCCUUCCUGGAUUUCAGAGUGUCUAAUCUCUUUCUAGCCGCCUUUGUCGUUGUCUGCUGCUUUUUCGUCUUCCUCAUGCUCACCUCUAUGUGCUGCUUGUUUUUCUGGUUGCAAAGGAAGAAAGCCAACAACCGCAAAAUGUUGAAUAAGAGUAACUUUAUAGUCAAGCAGAAAUCCACCGGAAUUCAUUCUAAAACACCCGUUAUCCGAAGUGAAGACAUCAUCUCAUUCGUUUUACCCGCGGUUCGUAAACAAAAAAAUUCUUUGAUGGCAGUAGCUCGUCAGUCAAAAGCUGUGGUAGAAACUAACACGUUCAAAACCGCGCCACCAACUCCCGGCACCGUCGGCUACUGCCGUGGCAACAAUAAUUUGGACCCGUCCAAUUUGAACUUGAAACUCUACUCGCCCGGCCAGGAGACGAACGAAAACGUCAACAUCUGCCGGGCGAAAAUCGGUUUCUCAAUACAAAAAGAUUCCUCGCGCCAGUUGCUGAUCCUCAAAAUCCUGGGCGCUCUCAAUCUGCCCGCCAGGAGCAAAAACAUUCCUCCCGAUCCAUACGUCAAGAUCAUUGUUCUUCCCGAAAGACAAAUCAAAUGCGUCACCAAAACGGUCAAGUCCAAUCGCAACCCGCUGUUCAACCAAAUUUUUGAAUUGGACAUGUCCGGCUUGAAUAUGAACGAGACGGAAAUUUUGCUGGCGGUCCGCGACCGUCCCGAGGUCUCCCGCUACGAAAGGUGCGUUUCCCGCUCGGUGACGCUCGGUCAGGCCAUUUUCUGUGUGGCCGAAUUCGACGACGGCAAUGAUCAUCGACGCCAAGUGAGGUGGUGUCUGCUGGAAAUUUCUCCGUCCAUUUCGCCGCGCGCAGAUGCCACGAACGCGCAGAGAUGUUCCAAGGGCGAAAUGCUAAUUUCUUUGCUCUACCAGCCGCACCUGGGACGGAUGAUUUUGGAACUGUUGCAAAUCCGCCCAAUGCCAGUUUUAGUUUCGAAUAACCAAGAUAAAGAGAAAGUGACGAUUAAGGUGUUGCUGUACGAACGCGGAUAUCUGACGUCUUCCCGAAGGACUAACAGCAUCCGGAGGGAUGAGGCCACGGCCGUUGUCCGAGAGAAGUUCGUCUUCGCCCUUCAGCCGCACAUGCUGCACGAAGCUUCCUGCCAACUCGUCCUUGUCACCAAAUCCACAAUAGGAACCAAAAGAACAUUGGGACGGAUCACUUUGGGACACCGUCACUUUUUUUCGACAUGGGCCAAUAGUACAGGCCUCACCACCGGCAUUGAUCACUGGCAUGACAUGGCACACCGGCCUGGAGUUUCCAUCGAACGCUGGCAUCCGAUAUUAUAGCCAAUCAUGGCCCAGCGCUUUCUGCUCAUCUGCUAUUAUAGAGCAUAGCCAAUCAAAUUCUUGCUAAAAAGAAAAAUUUCGAUCGAUUUGCAAAUGAUGUAGGCUUAUUUAUCUUGGAUAUUAGCGCGUUUCAAAAUCCCUUCGUCCCGUUAUUUGGGGUUAGAUAUAUAACACUGGAAGUUUGAAAAAAAAAAUAGUUUUGUAGGAAAGACGUACACACAUAUCACAGUUUUACAGCGGAGAAGGGGAGGGAGGAGGGGAAAGGGGCUAAUGGGUCUUGACGUUAAAAAUUGGGAAGCAAAAUAAACUGCAACAAUUUUUUUUUUCAUAAGUAGUAUAAGGAUAUAGUGACGCAAUAACUGAAAAAUCGGCUUUUUCUUUGAAAAAACAAAUAAAUUCACCGACUACGAAAGUU